Messenger RNA from Xenopus laevis (African clawed frog), 1439 nucleotides. RefSeq names its product actin related protein 2/3 complex subunit 1B L homeolog (gene arpc1b.L). Gene Ontology annotation, molecular function: actin filament binding. Gene Ontology annotation, biological process: Arp2/3 complex-mediated actin nucleation. The record is from RefSeq and is marked provisional. Gene Ontology annotation, cellular component: Arp2/3 protein complex; nucleus; cytoskeleton. NCBI's taxonomy places the organism in Eukaryota, Metazoa, Chordata, Amphibia, Anura, Pipidae.
CAAGGAAGUGGCUGACAAGUUGCAGUCGCUGUACAUUCCGCUGCAUCUGUGUUGACUGUUCAGAGUCCACGGACAGCAGCCCUCGUUCCCGGUAGCUACAACUUCAAAAAUGGCCUAUCACAGUUUUCUUCUGGAGCCCAUUACCUGUCAUGCUUGGAACAAAGAUGCAACUCAAAUCGCCUUUUGUCCAAAUAGUCAUGAUGUUCACAUUUACAAGAAGGAUGGAGAUAAAUGGAGCAAAAUCCAUGAACUGAAGGAACAUAAUGGACACGUCACAGGCAUUGACUGGGCUCCUGAGAGUAACCGCAUUGUAACCUGUGGUACAGAUCGUAAUGCCUAUGUGUGGACCCUAAAAAACAAUGUGUGGAAACCUACUCUGGUCAUCCUUAGGAUUAACCGUGCUGCACGUUGUGUAAAGUGGUCACCUAAGGAGAACAAGUUUGCAGUGGGCAGUGGAUCCAGGCUCAUUUCCAUCUGCUACUUUGAGCAAGAAAAUGACUGGUGGGUGUGUAAGCACAUCAAGAAACCAAUACGUUCAACUGUCCUGAGUCUGGAUUGGCAUCCAAACAAUGUUCUUCUGGCAGCUGGGUCCAGUGAUUUUAAGAGCAGGAUCUUUUCAGCUUAUAUAAAAGAAGUGGAAGAGCGCCCUGCCCCCACCCCAUGGGGCUCCAAAAUGCCCUUUGGGGAGUUAAUGUUUGAGUCCAGCAGCAGCUGUGGAUGGGUGCAUAGUGUCUGCUUUUCCCAUAGUGGAGACCGCAUGGCUUGGGUGAGCCAUGAUAGCACAAUUUGCAUUUCUGAUGCCACCAAAAAGAUGAGAGUAACCUCCUUGAUUACAGACACUUUGCCACUCUUGUGUGUGACCUUUAUCACUGAGAACAGUCUGGUGGCUGCUGGUCAUGACUGCUUUCCAGUUCUGUACAUCUAUGAUGAAGCUCAGGGGACUCUGAGUUUUGGGGGGAAACUAGAUAUCCCCAAGCAGAGUUCCCAGAGAGGAAUGACUGCACGUGAGAGAUUUCAAAACCUGGACAAGAAGGCCAGUUCCGAUACCAACAACAUUACCCUGGACUCCUUGCACAAGAACAGCAUCAGUCAAUUAUCUGUGCUGAGUGGUGGGAAGGCAAAGUGUUCCAAAUUCUGUACCACUGGCUUGGAUGGAGGAAUGUGCAUCUGGGACGUCAAGAGCCUGGAAUCUGCAAUGAAAGAUCUGAAGAUUAAGUGAACAUACAGGGAAGGCAAAGUCUCUGUUGCCAAACAGCUUCAAGCCUCAUUUAUAAAUGAUUGUCUUGCGGUAGACAAAAUAUGCCAAGAUUUUAAAAGCCAAAGCUUAUAUCUGCAGCUAAAUGUUUUUGCUUUAUGUAUCUGUGCUUCCCUGAUGGAACAAAAUAUGCUGGACAUAAUUUUUAUUUUACGCUUUCAAAUAAAUCAUUUUACAUAUUUGA